Molecule: messenger RNA, 1206 nt
Organism: Papaver somniferum (opium poppy)
Lineage: Eukaryota; Viridiplantae; Streptophyta; Magnoliopsida; Ranunculales; Papaveraceae
Product: MADS-box protein SOC1-like
Exons: 7
Coding region: 353-934 (193 amino acids)
Biological process (GO): positive regulation of transcription by RNA polymerase II
Cellular component (GO): nucleus
Molecular function (GO): RNA polymerase II cis-regulatory region sequence-specific DNA binding; DNA-binding transcription factor activity, RNA polymerase II-specific; protein dimerization activity
Source: RefSeq, a predicted model, not a curated record
CUCUAACUCUAGCUCUCACUCUACUACUUACUCACUCACUUGAGUUGUGGAUGACCACAAAGGCCAACAUUUGCUUCUAUUUAUACUACUUCAUGACCAACUACUAAGAAUACUCUAGACUUGGAAAUCUCUAGAGCUAAUUGACCUAGAUCAUUCUAGAGAAAGAAUUCUCUAGAUACACAUGAUGGAAAAUGUCUUAGAAGACUCUAGAAUGGGCUUGCACUCUUUUUAUCUUAGAAGAGUCUAGAUAUCUCUAGACUGGGCCUAUGCAUUUAGAUAAGCCCAUGGGAGUUAUAGUUAGCUAUCUAGAUAAUUCUAGAUUUACCCAUCACAAUUAUCAAAUGUUUUUAACAUGCUGAAGAAAGCUUUUGAACUUUCUGUACUUUGUGAAGCUGAAGUUGCUUUGAUAGUCUUUUCACCGAGAGGAAAACUCUAUGAAUUCUCCAGCAGCUCUUCCAGUAUGCAAAAGACAAUCGACCGCUACCAGAAGUAUAAUAAAGAUGUACAGGUCAAUUACAGCAGCAACAACAAAGCAAUAGAAGAACGAAAUUCACAGCAAUUGAAAUAUGAAGCUGCAAACCUCGAAAAGAAGAUUGAGAAUCUUGAAGCCUCUAAAAGGAAGCUAAUGGGAGAAGGCUUAGAAUCUUGCUCCAUUGAUGAAUUGCAGACAACUGAGAAUCAGUUGGAGAAGAGCCUACUUAGUAUCAGGGCAAAAAAGAAUCAGUUAUAUAGGGAAAAGAUUGAGCAACUAAAACAAAAGGAAAAGCAGCUAUUAGAAGAGAAUGAAGUUUUAUGCCAGAAGUGUGGGCCUCGGCAAUGGGAACAACAGAACCAACAGAAUCACCAACAGAGAGAAAUAAUACCUUAUGAAACUAGUCCAGAUUCUCAUGAGGUGGAAACUGAGCUACAAAUCGGCAGGCCUGAAAGAAGGUGACGUUAUACAACUCCUCCUAAUUGCUAUCAUUAUGAUUGUAUGUAGGCCUGAUAAACGAGGCAAUGCAAGUUAUGCUAUUGUAUAAUUAUUCAGUUAAGUAUGUGUCUUGAUUUUCAAAAUCAUAUGACCAAUUUCUUAUGUUAAUGUAGUCAGAACUGAAUUAUCUGAUAUUGAGGUGUGUAGAAUAAUAAACCAGCUUGAGUAUAUGAAUGGUGUAAGAUUUCAGUAUUUAUUUAGAAGAGGACCAAAUGAAUACAGGUAUAUUCUCUAAA